This is a messenger RNA of Lacerta agilis (Sand lizard), 1032 nucleotides long. RefSeq names its product BLOC-1-related complex subunit 6-like. NCBI's taxonomy places the organism in Eukaryota, Metazoa, Chordata, Lepidosauria, Squamata, Lacertidae. Gene Ontology annotation, biological process: lysosome localization. The record is from RefSeq and is a predicted model, not a curated record. Gene Ontology annotation, cellular component: BORC complex. The transcript has a single exon. The coding region runs from base 43 to 543 and encodes 166 amino acids.
GGCGGUUGAUAUCUCCGGCAGUUCUGAGUAUCGCGCAGGGGAAUGGCAGAGGCGGCGGCGGGAGUUUCCCCGCGGUGCGGCGGUGCGGGUAGCCUGUCGGAGGAGCCGCCGAGCAGCCUGGAGCGCGAGGGCACCGUGCGCUGGGACGGGCGCCUCACGCACUUCGUGGCCAGCGACUUCGAGCAGCAGAUGCGGCGCAGCGCCCCGCCGGGCUCCGGCUGCCUCAUCCCCGCCGUGGACCCCGCGGCGCUGCAGGACCUGGCGGCUCUGGCCGUGCAGGCGGCGGCGCAGGUGGACGAGCUGCUGCGCAGCGUGCACGGCGCCCUGCAGGCCCUGACGGCGCUCAGCGUGGGUUGCAUCCAGACGUACCGCGACGGCGUUGAGAGCCUGGGCGAGGCGGUGGACACGAGCAUCCGCUCCAUGUACACCCUGAUGGCGCGCUGCGAGGAGCUGGACAAGGCGAUGCAGCCGGUGCCUGCCUUGGCCCGGCGCAUCCGGGACAUGAAGGGGGCGCUAGAGAAACUCGAGGGGCUCUGCAAAUAGGCCUCGCGAGGCUCGCUUGGUGCCCGGCGCUGAAACGAAGUAAGCUGGUUUCCGGACAACAGCUCCUUUCUCCUCGGCGCUGGUGGCUUCCCCGUCAAAGCCCCUCUGGCCUUUUUCUCUGUUGAUCUCAGGACAAUUGCAUAGCUUUCUCUUAACCAAGCUUUUGUUCGAAACUGCAAAAUCAAUUGUGCCACGUAAUAAAUACUUUCUUCUCCUGAGGCCCUCCCUCUUGCAACAAACUGACACAAAUCGCCUUUCCAAUACAUGCUUAAGUGGCUUUGUUGAACAGAUUUUCUUAGUGUCCCUUAUAUUGCCAUAAAAAGCCAUAGAAUGGACUCUUACCGAUUGAUCUUAUAUAUAUUUACUCAGAAGUAAGUCCUUCCUAAGUAAGGGAUUCCUAAACUUUCUGCCUGAGGCUGCAAUCCUGAAGAUGCUUACUAGGUAGAAAGUCCCAUUUUGAAUUUUCCAAAUAAAACAUGCAAAACUCUG